This is a messenger RNA of Exaiptasia diaphana, 412 nucleotides long. RefSeq names its product structural maintenance of chromosomes protein 2. The transcript is spliced from 3 exons. Gene Ontology annotation, biological process: chromosome organization. Gene Ontology annotation, cellular component: chromosome. Gene Ontology annotation, molecular function: protein binding; ATP binding. The annotation marks the transcript as partial. The record is from RefSeq and is a predicted model, not a curated record. NCBI's taxonomy places the organism in Eukaryota, Metazoa, Cnidaria, Anthozoa, Actiniaria, Aiptasiidae.
CUGUUCCAUGUUGUGGUUGACAAUGAAGUAACCAGCAAGAAGCUGCUUCAGAAAGGUCAGCUCCAGCGCCGUUGCACGAUCAUUCCUCAAAAUAAGAUUUCAACUAGGUCUUUGUCCAACAAUGUCAUUGCUAAGGCUGAAGAUCUGGUUGGCAAAGAAAAUGUGAAUUUAGCACUAUCGCUGGUGGGGUAUGAAGAUGAAGUCAAAACAGCCAUUUCCUCUAUCUUUGGUACCACUUUUAUUUGUGAAACCGAAGAGCAAGCUAAGAAGGUGACUUAUGAUCCAAAAGUUAAAUCAAAAACUGUGACAGUAGAAGGUGAUAUCUUCGACCCAUCUGGAACAUUAACUGGAGGUAAACUUAAUCAAUUGAUACUCAAAAAGYGUUCCCUGCUUAUAAGAGUCAGUACAUGAA